UCUCGCUCUCGUCGGUCCCUCACCUUCUCCCCUACCUGGGACAGGGAGGCUGGUCUGUGACCAUCCUUAUUUCCCAUCUGGCUUCCCAGCAGCUCCCUCCCCCCUGAGGAUCAGGCCCCAGGGACCCCCCCAGCCAUGGUGCUUAUCCAGAUCGCAAGCGUCAUCCUGGCUCUGCUCAGCCUGGUGCUGCUGGUGGUGGCCCUGGUCUCAGACAACUGGGUGAAGAUUAAUGAAGCAGAGGAGAGUCAUCUUGGGCUGUGGAAGAUCUGUGUGUCGCAUAUUUGCAUCUUGCAUCUAACCAGAGUACCAGGUUUCUUCCACACCAGCAGGUUUUUCAUGAUCCUAGCCAUGUUCGCCGGGUUUCUCUCCUUCUUCGCUCUCAUCGCCUCCUUCUUUUGCUCCCACUUUCGCUCCGUGUCCCUGACCCUGGUCUCCACCGUGGGCAGCUUCAGUGCAGGUGUCUGUGCCGUGAUCGCGCUGGCCGUGUUCACCAGUGCUGAUUGCCAGCUCAUCAUGCCAGGAAUCCUCUCCUACAGUUGGUCCUACGGCCUGGGCUGGCUGUCCUUCUUCCUGUAUCUUGGAACUG
Messenger RNA from Chelonoidis abingdonii (Abingdon island giant tortoise), 586 nucleotides. NCBI's taxonomy places the organism in Eukaryota, Metazoa, Chordata, Testudines, Testudinidae. The record is from RefSeq and is a predicted model, not a curated record.